ACGCCCCGAGGUCACAGGCGGGGUCACGCGGAAGGCCAGGCAGCGCAGGGCGGAAGGAGGCUGUGUCCUCAGCCUCCUCCCUCGGUAGGCGCUUCCCAUUCUGAGCGGGAGGAAGAGCCUAGGAGAGCUCGGGGCGUGUCCAAACUGCCGCCCCGCCCAGCUCCGCCCCGCGCUUGUGUUCCUCUCUCCGCUUAGCCUUCCAUUUGGAUUCCUGGAAAGGUUACCGGACCUGCGGUUGGGGUUCGGACCAAAGUCGAGUCCUCGAAAGGGAACCUGGAGAGCGGCGGUGCUGGGAGGCCCGGCCAGCUCAAUCUCAGGCUUCUGCCUGACGGCCGAUGCUUGUUUGCUACUGAUGGGUGUGAGCAAGUUAGAUAUUCUAUACCGGAGACUUCUGCUAACAAAACUUUUUAUCAGAGGAUGGGGAAGGCCAGAAGAUCUCAAAAGACUCUUUGAAUUCAGAAAGAUGAUUGGAAAUCGAGAGAGAUGCCAGAAUCUGGUUUCAAGCGAUUAUCCAGUACACAUUGAUAAGAUUGAAGAGCAAUCAGAUUGUAAGAUCUUAGAUGGACACUUUGUUUCCCCUAUGGCUCACUAUGUGCCUGAUAUCAUGCCAAUUGAAUCUGUUAUUGCAAGGUUCCAAUUUAUUGUGCCUAAAGAAUGGAGCAGCAAAUAUAGGCCUGUAUGCAUUCAUCUUGCUGGAACAGGAGAUCAUCAUUACUGGAGGCGACGAACACUAAUGGCCCGUCCUAUGAUUAAAGAAGCCCGAAUGGCUUCUUUAUUGUUAGAAAACCCUUAUUAUGGCUGCAGGAAACCCAAGGACCAAAUAAGGUCCAGCUUAAAAAAUGUGUCUGACCUUUUUGUGAUGGGAGGAGCUCUUGUUUUAGAAUCUGCAGCUCUCUUGCACUGGCUAGAGAGGGAAGGUUACGGCCCUUUAGGAAUGACUGGAAUAUCCAUGGGAGGACACAUGGCUUCCUUAGCGGUAUCCAACUGGCCUAAGCCCAUGCCAUUGAUUCCAUGCCUGUCUUGGUCCACAGCAUCUGGGGUCUUCACUACGGGUGUGUUGAGUAAAUCAAUUAAUUGGCGGGAGCUGGAAAAGCAAUAUUAUACCCAGACAGUUUAUGAAGAAGAAAUUAUUCACAUGCUUGAAUACUGUGGAACAGAUUCUUUCAAAAUGGGACAAGAGUUUGUGAAAUGCUUCACUAGCAGUACAGACAAGCUAACUAAGCUUAAUCUGGUUUCCAGAACUUUAAAUUUAGAUAUAACAAACCAAGUUGUAUCCCAAAAACCUGCUGACUGCCAUAAUUCUAGUAAAACAUCUGUCAGUGCAACAUCAGAAGGACUCUUGUUGCAAGAUACCUCUAAGAUGAAGUGCUUCAAUCAAACACUUUCAACCAACAAAAGUAGUUCCACAAGUUGCAACCCUCAGUCAUAUCACCUACUUAGUAAAGAACAAAGAAGAAACAAUCUUCGGAAAGAAUCUUUAAUAUUUAUGAAAGGUGUCAUGGAUGAAUGUACUCAUGUGGCAAAUUUCUCAGUACCAGUUGAUCCAAGCCUCAUUAUAGUCGUUCAAGCCAAAGAAGAUGCCUAUAUUCCACGAACAGGAGUUCGAAGUUUACAAGAAAUUUGGCCUGGUUGUGAGAUCCGAUACUUAGAAGGGGGUCAUAUUAGUGCUUAUCUUUUUAAACAAGGACUCUUCAGACAAGCCAUCUAUGAUGCAUUUGAACGCUUCCUCCAAAAAUACGCUAACUAAUUGGAUUAUUAUAUGUAACCAGUGUGGCCAAGAUGUUUCGUACAAAAGGAAGCUUCAUCCUCUGAUCAUGUGAAGUACAAGCAGACAGCACUAAUAUAUCUAAUCGCUAUCAAUGUGGUCUGGAAUUCAUUGUUACAGAUCCGUUAACUAUAAACUUCAAAUACAUUUGAAUAAUUUCAAGAUAAUAUUUGAAGUAAAUAAUGUUAAAGUAUUUUUAUUAUUGUUCAUUGGAAUCCCAUAUACUCAAUGUUUAGUUUGUUGUUACUAUCUAUGAAAACUAAAUUUUUAAUCAUGAAUAAUUUAUUAAAUUAACUAAAUUUAUUCAUAGAAACUCUUCUGGGUUUUAGUAAAAUUGCUAAAUCAAACCAAGAUUUUAAUAUAUCAGCAUUUACUUUGUACCCUUAUAACAUUUCACUAUUGACUUUAUUUGAAAAACAUGUUUAUUUUUUGAAUGUAUGGUGAAUUCAUAAUCUUGUGUUCAACUAAUUUUCUGCUGUGGAAAUAAAUACUUAUGAUGUAUAAAA
This is a messenger RNA of Piliocolobus tephrosceles (Ugandan red Colobus), 2271 nucleotides long. RefSeq names its product abhydrolase domain containing 18 (gene ABHD18). Lineage: Eukaryota; Metazoa; Chordata; Mammalia; Primates; Cercopithecidae. The coding region runs from base 353 to 1747 and encodes 464 amino acids. The record is from RefSeq and is a predicted model, not a curated record. The transcript is spliced from 13 exons.